AUGUCAAACAAACCUGACUGGGUAAAGGCUUUGAAGCCGGCCGGUCUCCCUGGAACCGAAAUUCUUGCAGCGGAAAGGAAAUCGUCGCCCAUUGAUGUCGAUGGACUCGCGGCCUUUUUGUUCACACAGCCAAUCUUGGAUCGCAAUCACAGAAUCCUCGAAAUACUCCAGGCAGAACCCGUAUUCGACAAGUCGUCGAAUUACUUUCGGGGCCGCACUGAAAGAAUCAAGGCCGCGCUUGCCCGUGGGAAGCGACUACAACAGUUGACGGAGCUUCAUGGGUGGUCUGCUGAGGAAUAUCAAGUGGCAUACGACUUGAUUGGAGAGCCAACACCCUAUGGCCUCCACGCCGGAAUGUUUAUGGUUACUCUGAGAGAGCAAGGGACCCCCGCACAGCAUCGGUUAUUCCUUGAAAAGGCUCAAAAGUACGAAAUGAUCGGGUGUUAUGCCCAGACAGAGCUGGGCCACGGGUCGAACGUACGAGGGCUCGAGACUAUAGCAACCUGGAACCCGCACAGAAAGACCUUUACGCUCCACUCGCCAUCGCUGACAUCUUCGAAAUGGUGGAUCGGCUCUCUGGGCCGGACGGCAAAUCAUGCAGUUGUCAUCGCGCAGUUGAUCAUCGACGAGGUCUCCUACGGACCUCAUCCUUUCGUUGUUCAGAUCCGAGAUCUGCAAACACACCAACCUCUAGACAACAUAUACGUUGGUGACAUCGGGCCCAAAUUCGGGUUCAAUACCAUGGACAACGGCUUUCUUUUAUUAAACAAUGUGGAGAUUCCGCAUGAGAAUAUGCUGUCGCGUUUCUCCCGAGUUGACGCCCUGACAAACAAGUACAUCCGUCCCUCCAAUCCCUCACUCGUGUAUGGCACUUUGACGUGGGUCCGCUCCAACAUUGUCCUCAGAUCUGGGGCCGUCCUUGCUCGGGGAGUGACUACGGCCGUCCGGUACUGUGCCGUCCGCAAGCAGUUUCGCAGGCUUGAUGCCGCGAGCAAUAGCACCAGCGGCACUGCCGAAACGGCGGUCCUCAACUACUCGAUGGUGCAAUAUCGACUGUUGCCGCUGCUGGCAGCAACAUUUGCUCUGCACUUCACGGGUCAGAAUAUGAUUCAACUAUAUCAAGCGAACCAAGCCGCCAUGAACGGGCCCGACCGAAGUAAAUCAAAUGCCGACAUCCUUCUCGCCGAGCUCCAUGCAUCCUCUUGUGCUUUGAAAGCCUACACGUCGACCGUAGCGGGCGAGGGCCUGGAAACGUGUCGCCGGGCAUGUGGUGGCCACGGCUAUUCUAGUUUCGCAGGCGUCGGCUCCUUGUAUGCAGACUAUCUACCGACCCUGACGUGGGAAGGUGACAACUUCAUGCUGACACAGCAAGUCUCACGAUAUCUCCUGAAAAUCGCUCGCCAAGUGGUGUCCGAGGUCGAUGUGAACUCGUCGACCCAUGCUGCACCAGGCAAUCAGUUCAGUAUCCACACGGCCACAAUACUCGCCAAUUACAGGACGAAACAAUCCGACACAAAAGUGGUACCCUUUGAUAUAUUGGGAGACGACACUAGUUGCCUCGUCGAUGCCUUUGCGUGGAGGGUUGCCUACCAGACAUUCGAAAUUCUGAGACGCCAUGACGAUGAAGGCGCAUCGUGGGACAGCCUCCUUGUUUCUUUCUGGCGGCUAAGCACGGCCUAUUCGCAGUACUUGGUCGUCCGGAAUUUCCACCAAGUGUUAAGCCAUCCGACAGCGCAAAUUUCGCCACCUCCCCGGUCGGACACGAUGGCGGUACUACACAGUCUAUUCAGACUGAAUGCGCUCUAUUGCCUGUCAAACGAAUCCUCGGAAUUUCUUACAAGCGGUGCCUGUACGGCGAAGGUGCUUGAUACGCUUCGCGAAGAGCGAUUGCUGCCGCUGUUGUCGGAAGUGCGACCACAUGCAGUAAAACUGGUCGACGCUUGGAAGAUUUCAGAUUGGCAACUCGACAGUAGCCUGGGACGGGCAGAUGGGAGAGUGUACGAAGAUCUGUUUUAUCGGGCCAGCGAGAAUAACCCUCUGAACGACAUCAUAUUUGACCCAUCUCCAAACAGCACCACUCUCUUCAAGACAAGAAGCUCCCGAGGUCCCUCGAGCAAGCUUUAG
Fonsecaea pedrosoi CBS 271.37 is the source of this 2124-nucleotide messenger RNA. RefSeq lists its product as uncharacterized. Gene Ontology annotation, biological process: lipid homeostasis; fatty acid beta-oxidation using acyl-CoA oxidase. Bases 1 to 2124 code for a protein of 707 amino acids. Gene Ontology annotation, cellular component: peroxisome. The transcript has a single exon. Lineage: Eukaryota; Fungi; Ascomycota; Eurotiomycetes; Chaetothyriales; Herpotrichiellaceae. Gene Ontology annotation, molecular function: FAD binding; fatty acid binding; acyl-CoA oxidase activity. The record is from RefSeq and is a predicted model, not a curated record.